Molecule: messenger RNA, 3677 nt
Organism: Triplophysa rosa
Lineage: Eukaryota; Metazoa; Chordata; Actinopteri; Cypriniformes; Nemacheilidae
Gene: st6gal2b
Product: ST6 beta-galactosamide alpha-2,6-sialyltranferase 2b
Exons: 6
Coding region: 470-1804 (444 amino acids)
Molecular function (GO): sialyltransferase activity
Source: RefSeq, a predicted model, not a curated record
CGGGGCACAUGUAAGCCCUGAGAAAGACGAGUAUUCUCUGCAGAGCGAAACAGAGUGCCUCAGACAGCGGUCUUUACUCGUGCCUCUGUAGGUGACUUGCAAGUGCAUUCGUUUGACAUCUCGAAUAGUUUUCAAUUCUAGUCUUGACUGCAGAACAAAAAAAUAUUGAUUGCGUUGACAAACUGCCGAAAGGAAUGUCAGAGAAAUAAUCUAGUUCUAGCAUCUAGCAACAUAACACCGAAAUGGAUUGUUUUAGUACAGUAAUUAUUCACACUAGGGUAUUUUAAACGCCCAAGUUCGCUUGACGCGAACAGUCUGCUGCGAUCAGUUGCGAUGUCCCCUCCAGAUUUUCUUAGUUCUGAGAAACAUUAACCAGCAUGGGAGUUCUUGCUGGUGUGAGCUGGUCUUCUCAGCAGAUCUACAAUACCGUACCACAAAUUACAUCUCAAAUCUUUCUUCAGGGUGAGUGAUGUGGAACGGGGUGGUGAUUGUCCAGGACUCACUCCUACGGCAUGUCAUGAAGCAAUCGUCCCAAGUUCUCCUGUUUUUCCUGGUGGUCUGGAUGCUGCUCUUCCUCGUUGUCUUCACCUACUUUUUUGACUCUCAGGUGAACCAGACCCAAAAGGCAAUUUCCAUCUCAUACUCUGACGGUCAACAUGUUGCCCGGGACAGCAGAGAAUUAAAAAAAACCCACUCGAGUAGGUUUGCAGAGAGGAGGGGUCUAUUCCAGAGCAGACGAGAUUUUAAACUUUCUGACUCAAUAUAUAAGCAGCUUCAUUUAAGGAAUAUAUACAAAAUGAGAUUGGAGAGAAGGAUUAAGAAGAACAAGACAAAGACAAUCGACAACACUUGGUUGCUGAUGGAAGGUCUUUGGAAGGGAAAUGUGUCCUCCAACAUGUUAAAUCGACGACUGCAACGAGUCAUAAAAGAUUAUGUUCGCGUCAAUAAGCACAAGGUUCUCUACAAAGGGAAGAGAAAUGCAAGUAGGAGCAGGCAGGAGUUACUCUGUCAGAUGAAACUGCAAACUCGGCUCAAGAGUCUGGAUAGUUCAGAGCAGCCAUUUGUUCGCCUAGGCUUUCAACGGUGGUUUCCAUCCCAACCCCUGCAGAAGGUGUACAAGACAUGUGCUGUGGUAUCAUCGGCAGGCUCAAUCCUUAACUCAUUAAUGGGACGAGAAAUUGAUUCCCAUGAGGCUGUGUUGCGUUUUAAUUCUGCACCUUCUAUUGGUUAUGAAAGAGAUGUGGGCAACAAGACCACCAUUCGCAUCAUGAACUCUCAAAUUCUUGCAAACCCCAAGUACAAAUUCAACAGCAGUUCUAUUUAUAAGAACAUUGCUUUGCUAGCCUGGGAUCCUGCUCCUUAUAAUUUUGACUUGGAAAAGUGGUACAAGCGUCCCGAUUAUGACCUCUUCAAACCCUACAUUGCUCAUAGAGAGAGCUUUCCUGAGCAGCCUUUUUAUAUCCUGCAUCCCUCCUUUAUCUGGAAUCUCUGGGAUUUUGUGCAAAGUAACACAGUGGAGAACAUUCAGCCUAACCCUCCUUCCUCGGGAUUUAUAGGUAUAACUGUGAUGAUGAACCUAUGUGAGGAAGUCGAUGUCUAUGAGUACAUCCCUUCUGUAAGGCAAAGCAGUCUGUGCCAUUAUCAUGAGAAGUACGUAGACGUGGCCUGCACCUUCGGGGCGUACCACCCUCUGAUUUACGAGAAGAUGCUCGUCAAGCGCAUGGGCACAGCUUCUGAACACGACCUCAGGAAAAAGGGAAUGGUCACACUGCCAGGUUUCUCUAAGAUUACCUGUCCAACGUGAUGCUUAGGCUCACACUAGUGCAGUACCUUCACAUGGCAUCUUAUUUAACGCAUUUCUGCACUAUUUUAUUUCAUUUUGUUAAACCUUUUCUGUACUGUAAGCAUUGUUUUCAGAUUGAAAAAUGGAGAGGCUUAGUGUAUCCGGAUAACACACUUAAUGAAUUCAGACACUUUAUCCAAUCAUUGGACAUGACUUUCCAAAAGUUGCAGAUGGGAAAGGGAUAAAUACUUUAAAGCGACAAUGAGCAACUUUUUGACCUUAAAAUAAUGUCUUUAUUUUAGUGGUAGGUCAACUUUUAACUGGACAAAUUUUACUGCCGUUGCUACCUAAGCAGCCUCCUAUCGGCUGAAAUUGCACUUGUAACUUUAUUGUUCGGGCCGGUACAAGCCCCACCUAUCCCCUGCUUUACGGCAUACGUCACGUUUUACUCGUAGCCUGGGAGAAGUUAGCCAACAGCAGAGCUAACAGUAAGACGAAACGAACCAAAACAUCACCAUGGCAGAGCCAGCCAAAAAACCAAAGAGGGUUUUGUCGGAGGAAGCAAAGAAAAGAAAGCGAGAGAGUGAUCGGACAAGAGGCCGGUCAAGAAUCAAUAUCGGACAGGCUUACACUCGGUGGUGCGAGCAGCAAGAGGCAAUGGGUUGCAAAAGGGAUGGAGACCUAGCGGUCUUGCUCCUGGAUUUGUAAGUGUUAUUUGUACAUUUUUUGUUACUGUCCUGUACUUUUGAACAUAUUUGUUAUUAGUCUGUGUCAUUGGCGCACCACCGGUUCACACUAGCUGAGAGAUAAUAUAUGGUUGCCGGUGUUGAUAGCUAGCAUGUUGUCGUGUCUCGUCAUAAAUGCGUGUAGUGCUUGUAAAUGAAAAUAAAAAAAAAACACAAUAAACGUGUUGUGGUAAAAAGUAGCAGAUUCUUUAGUUCAGACCAGUAAACUGCGUAAAUGUUGAACAGUUCAGUCAUUGAGUAGGCUAAUGUUGUCAUUAUAUACAGUAUAUAUACUGUAUAUACAUGCUAUGAGCUGUUUUCAUAGCGUAUCUGGGUCUGCCGGGUCCAUCGGCUUUAUAAACAAACUCACGUGUAUUGAGCUGCAACAGAAUCUUUGCAACAGUUUUUACGACACUGUAAACAGACAAUACCGCUUAUCAACCACAUGGGGCAACAGUGAGCAGAAGUUGCUCGUUGUCGCUUUAAAGCUUGUUCAUCUGCAUUAUAUAAUUAAUUGAUAAUGUGAUUAAAUUUAGGGUAAUUUGCUCGUUUAUUCAUAUUUCCACAAACUAGAAUAAUCGUAAAAUGAAAACUAUAAAAUAACACAGUGUUACUAAAAAGUAAUUUCAAAAUAAAUCAAAAUGCUUCACUGAUUUUAGAUUUUCUUUAUUAUUUAAUCAGUUAUACAUAAAUAAAUAAAAAAUUCUAAAGAAAAAGCUAAUAUAGGCAUAUACGCAUACUGUAUGCCUUCAGAUCAAAAGUUUUUUAGGGUCUAAAAAACAUUUUACUCAAGCGACCCCUAAACCUUUAAACAGUAGUGUAUUUCUAAGAUGGCACUUUUAUCUUAAAGUCAUGGUAAUGGCAUUCUAAAUGCAUAUAAAUCUGCAAUGUAAAUGUAAUGUAUUUGGAAAUGUAUUUGCAUUUUAAAUUAUUUUCACAUAAAAAGAUCUAGAUUCUAGGAGGUUCUAGGUUUGAUAUCCAGAGGGAAUUCUGGUGCAGAAUUGUUUACUGUCCUAUGGGCAUGCUGUAUUACUUCUGCCUUACCUGUUUACUGUUAAAAUAAAAUGUUGGUACAUAUAUUUUAAACGAUAAUAUUUUACUGUAAUAUUUUUGACAAUACUGUGCCAAUACUUUUCUGCUUUUAUGGUCUAAUAAAAUUCACAUUUUGA